UGUCAGCAACAGCACACCGGGGUUUAUUUUAAGCCGCGCGCAUAUUACACACACAAAUGUCGUCGUGACGGCAGUUGAAGCGGUUGUUUUGUUCUAGACUGGAUACGUUAUCGUUUUGUGUUUAAUUAAACAACCAAAUAAUUUUAUUUUUAAAUAAACACAUUUUUAGGUAUGAGUAACCGCGAUGCCUGAAUCGAAAGGUGAAAAUUAUGGGAUAUUUCCUCAAACGUUGAAGGUAAUCCAAGCUCGAAGAUGGGCGUCGUUGUUGAUAUUGAUGGUGUGUCUGUUGUUGGUGUCAGCGGCGUUUCUCCAGUUUUCCCGCUGGCCUGAUGUCCAGCAGACGUGGCCCAAACAGCGGCCUGGUCAGAGGACGUCUGCCUGCCCGGGCUGUUUUGUGGCCGAGUUUGACGUCAGCGUUGACAUCCCGGCGCUGUGCAUGAACAGUGACGUCACGCUGGUCAUCGUGAUUCAUGUCCAGGCGAAAAAUUUUGUCGCGAGGUCAGUGAUCAGACACACCUGGCUGGCAAGUGUCAGGGACGUGGGAGAUAAAGUCAGGUAUUUCUUCCUCCUCGGCCAGCCAGAGAACGAUGACGUCAGACAGGAUGUCCUCAACGAGUCAGAGCUGCACAAGGACAUUGUCCUGUAUGAGUUUGUCGACUCCUACAGAAACCUGACGCUCAAAACUGUCUUGGCCAUGCAGUGGAUUACCAGUCGUUGUCCUAAUGCGAGGUAUUUUUUUAAAACAGACGACGACGUAUGGGUAAACUUGACCAACCUGCUGACCGCUAUCAACAGCAACAAGAAAGUUCUGGAAUAUUCUCUCGGUGGCGUCUGCAGGUCAGUGCCAGUAGUCAGAGACACGUCAUCCAAAUGGCACGCGACCAAGGCGGAGUUCCCCAAGGACGUGUACGACCCAUACUGCUCGGGGACGGGCUAUGUGGGUGGGGCUGCUGUAGCCCAGGGCGUGGCACAUGUCUACACACAGGUUCCGUACUUCCACCUCGAAGAUGUGUUUGUUGGGAUGUGCCUGAAGGUGUUAGGCUACUCCACCACUCGUCUGCUUCAUUUUGACAACACGCAGGGGGCCUUCGCUCGACGCAUGCGCAGUCAAACAGAACGGCUUACGUCACAGUUCAUAAAAUCCCCCACCAAGAAAAUGAUAGAAAUUUACAGAAAAGACUGUUCAAAAUAAAACUAACACCAGUGAUGUUAUUCGAACAUUUACCAGAAAGAGAUUUCACAAGCAAGAGCUCGAACAUUGUGUUUCAAUAAAGGAAGUCACAAUUGCCAGGAC
Molecule: messenger RNA, 1294 nt
Organism: Physella acuta
Lineage: Eukaryota; Metazoa; Mollusca; Gastropoda; Physidae
Product: beta-1,3-galactosyltransferase 5-like
Biological process (GO): protein O-linked glycosylation
Cellular component (GO): Golgi membrane
Molecular function (GO): hexosyltransferase activity
Source: RefSeq, a predicted model, not a curated record